Megalops cyprinoides (Indo-Pacific tarpon) is the source of this 1772-nucleotide messenger RNA. It is a transcript of the gene calcr, whose product is annotated as calcitonin receptor. The transcript is spliced from 15 exons. Gene Ontology annotation, cellular component: axon; plasma membrane. Gene Ontology annotation, biological process: positive regulation of cytosolic calcium ion concentration; cell surface receptor signaling pathway; adenylate cyclase-activating G protein-coupled receptor signaling pathway. Lineage: Eukaryota; Metazoa; Chordata; Actinopteri; Elopiformes; Megalopidae. Gene Ontology annotation, molecular function: calcitonin receptor activity; amylin receptor activity. Bases 21 to 1772 code for a protein of 583 amino acids. The record is from RefSeq and is a predicted model, not a curated record.
ACUGGCUUUUGAUAUCAUUAAUGCUGAUUGGUUCUAUCGGGGAGGCAUCAGAAACGAAACCGGAACUGACAAUAGAUCCGUCUCUCAACCCUCUACUGACUCUAAUGGAUGCAGACAGACAAAAAAUGACUGAAGGCUUCAAUAAAUGCUUUGAACAAACUAACAGAGACCAGCUACACAACAGAACAGGUCCGUACUGUAAUCGAACGUGGGAUGGAUGGUUUUGCUGGGAUGACACCCCAGCUGGGACCUUCGCCUCUCAGAACUGCCCGGACUACCCAGGAUUUGACCCCACUGAAAAAGUGACAAAAUAUUGUGAUGAAGCUGGUAAUUGGUUCCGACAUCCUGCCAUUAAUAUAACCUGGUCCAACUGCAUUGCCUUCUCCAAGGACAAAUUAAAGAGAGUGACAACCCAGGGCUCCUCAGAAGCAAACGCAGAGCCCACAAUCGAAGCUCUCGUCAGUCCUGUCGUUACGCAGAAAGUGGAGGAAAGGAAAAAGAUUAUUGAUGGUCAAUAUAAAUGCUUUGAAAAAAUGAACAGAGAUCUGCCGUACAACAAGUCAGGUCCAUACUGCAAUCGAACCUGGGACGGGUGGCUGUGUUGGGACGACACGCCGGCAGGGACCUACACCUCUCAGAAUUGUCCAAAUUAUUUUCCAGAUUUUGACUCCACAGAAAAAGUCACAAAAUAUUGUGACGAGACAGGCAAUUGGUUCCGACACCCUGAGACCAACAGAACCUGGUCCAACUAUACCCUCUGUAUUGCCUAUACCACCGACAAAUUAAAGAUGGCGUAUAUUCUCUACUAUUUGGCUAUUGUGGGCCAUGCUUUGUCCAUCGCAUCUCUACUGAUUUCUCUAGCAAUAUUCUUUUACUUCAGGAGCCUGAGUUGCCAAAGGAUUACGCUACACAAGAAUUUGUUCUGCUCCUACGUAUUGAACUCUGCGUUUACCAUCGUGAACCUCAUUGCGGUCGUCAACAACCCCAAAGUUGUACAGAGGAACCCGGUCGGCUGCAAGGUGCUUCACUUCUUUCACAUGUACAUGUUGGGCUGCAACUACUUCUGGAUGCUGUGCGAGGGGAUCUACCUGCACACGCUCAUCGUGGUGGCUGUGUUCGCCGAGGAGCAGCACCUACACUGGUAUUACCUCCUAGGGUGGGGGUUUCCCUUGGUUCCUGCUUCCAUCCAUGCAGUUGCAAGGAAAAAAUACUUUGAUGACAAUUGCUGGAUGAGUGUGGACACCCAGUUGCUCUACAUUGUCCAUGGACCAAUCAUGGCAGCUUUAUUAGUGAAUUUGUUUUUCCUGCUAAACAUUGUGCGGGUGCUGGUGACCAAGCUGCGGGACACCCACAGAGCCGAGUCCAACAUGUACAUGAAGGCGGUCCGAGCCACACUUAUCCUGGUCCCCUUACUGGGGAUCCAGUUCAUCAUCCUGCCAUGGAGGCCCGAAAACAGGCUCGUGGGCGAGAUAUACGAGAUCACCAUGCAUAUAUUAAUGCACUAUCAGGGUUUGCUGGUGGCUACAAUAUUCUGCUUUUUCAACGGAGAGGUGCAGGCGGCCCUGAAGAGGCAGUGGAUGCAGUACAAAACGCAGUGGGGACAGCGGCGGAGAGAGCACUGCUCCAUGCGCUCCACCUCCUACACCGCCACCUCCAUCACAGAGGACCCCACUUUCCUCUACCACCACGACUGCAACAGUGAACACUUGAAUGGCAAAAAUUCAGACGACUCAGAACUGGUGGCGUUAAAGACGGGAGAGACGUACGCCUGA